UAUUGGCUUUUGAGGGGAAGAGACAUUUCUUGAAAAUGUUUGCGCCAUUUUCAAAUAAGGAAUUCAGUGACUUUUAAAGAAAUAAAACAAAAAACAAAAAAACGGGGGGUGAACCAAAACCCAGCCUUAAGUUGAUUUAGACAGAGGGUCAUUUAAGUAUUAUAAAUGUGCUUCCAAGCCGAACAAACAAACAGGCUCCAAGGUGGAGCUGCUGCUGGCUGGGGCGCGAGGCGCACGCGGCUGAAACGGGAAGCGCACGCGGCGCUCCGGGUUUGGAUUCAGGAAGUUGGCUGCUGUCUUCCUGGCUGGACGGUCGCUUUCCUCCCCGCUGUUUGUCGCGGCUCUAGGUCCAGUUAAAGACGUUUUUUUUUUGGUCUCAAACGUAAAACAUGGAGGUGGACCCGGUGUUCACCAUCAAUAGCUCUGAGCGAAUCACCUUUAUCCCCUUGCUGGACCAGCUCCCCAGCUACCAGUCCCUUCUGUAUCGCAGGAAGUCAUCAACCAUCGCCAACAAACGGCGAGGCAGCUCCAGAUCAAGGUUUGGUUCCAUAGGUAGCGUGAAGUCGACGGUGAGCACAAUCAACCGACAUGAUGACAAAGAGCCGGAGGUGCGGCCCAUCAGAGAGCUGACCAUGUCCAUGAAAGACAAACGAAGAGAGAGAGAAAAGCGCACAGUGAAAGCUCAGGAUCUCGGGAACUGGGGACAAUGGCAACGAAACACUCGCAGGUAUCUGAAAAGGAUGAAGGAGGAUUCUGAGGACAGGCUGAACUCUAUGAAGCUCUGGAGGAGGGACAUCCAUCAGAUAGAGGCAAGAUUUGGAACAGGAAUUCUGUCCUACUUCUCCUUCCUGAGGUUCCUGGUCGUGCUCAACCUGAUCAUUUUUCUGCUCAUGUUCUGCUUCAUCAUGUUGCCCAUCAUCAUCAUCCCAUACACUUCAGGAAAUGCCACCUACAGCCACCCAGAUUCCGGAAAUGUCUGCAGUGUGUAUCCAAGCAGCGCUCGUCGGGGCCUUGUCAUCUUUCAUGAGCACAUCACAGAUCUACUUUCUGGUGGAGGUUUUCUGGAGCAGACAUACCUGUUCUAUGGCUUUUACAAGGUGGACAAAAUCCACUAUCCCAGCUGCACUUAUAAUUUGGCUUUAGCCUAUCUGCUGACUACUAUUUCAUACCUGCUAGUGAGCCUGAUCUGGAUUGUCAAAAGGUCUGCUACGGGCUUCAAGCAGAACCUGGUGAAGGAUGAGGACUCCUUCCAGUGUUUCUGCAACAAGAUCUUUGCUGGCUGGGACUUCUGCAUCACCAACGAGAAAGCAGCAGAGCUGAAGAGGAGCAGCCUGCUCUACGAGCUUCGGACAGACUUGGAGGAAGAGCGGAUGAAACAAGAAAAAGCCAAACGCACCAGGAAGGACAAAUGUCAGAUUUACACCGUCCGCUUCAUCCUGAACCUGUUUGUGAUUGCUGUUCUGGCUGGCUGCUUCUACAGCAUCUAUUUAGCCACCACCUUCUCUCAGGAGCAUCAACGGAAUCAAGUGAAGGUGAACUUCAUCGUGGAUCUGAUCUAUGAAUACCUCCCGUCCAUCGUCAUCACCAUGGCCAACUUCAUCACUCCAUUGCUCUUCUCUGUCAUCAUUAAUUAUGAGGAUUACUCUCCGGCCUUCGAGAUCCGCUUCACCCUCAUCAGGUGUGUUUUCAUGCGGUUGACCAGCAUCGGGGUCCUGCUCUUCUCCCUGUGGUCUCAGAUCACUAACUGUGGGGAGGGGGUGAAGUGUAUUUGUGGCUACAAUGCGACUCUGUACUCCUGCUGGGAGACCCGGGUCGGUCAGGAGAUGUACAAACUCACAAUCUUUGACUUCAUCAUCAUCGCUGCCGUCACCAUCCUUGUGGAGUUUCCCCGAAAGCUGAUUGUUACGUACUGGAAAUCGGGCUUCUCUAAGUGGUGGGGCGAGCAGGAGUUCGGUAUUCCUCAGAACGUGCUGGAGAUCGUUUAUGGCCAGACCAUCUGCUGGAUCGGCACCUUCUACUGCCCACUGCUGCCCGCCAUUUGCACCAUCAAGUACUUCUUCAUAUUCUACAUCAAAAAGCUGUCGUUAAUCAAAAACUGCCGUCCGUCCACGCGUCCGUUCCGGGCGUCCAGCUCUAACUUCUUCUUUCUGGGCGUGUUGCUGAUCGGCCUCGCUCUGGCCUGUGUUCCGGUUGGAGUCAGCGUGGCACAAAUCAACUGCUCCCAGGCCUGCGGACCUUUUGUGAACUACACCACGUCCUGGGAGGCGUUGCCGACAGCGGUGUCGGAACUGUCGCUCGGACCCAAGAAUUUCCUCCAUGCGCUCUCCUCGGAGGCCUUUGCUGUCUCCUUUUUUGUUGUUUCGUGUUUGGCCAUGUUUUACGUUAUCGCUCUGGCUGGAGCCCACAAGAAAGUAAUUAAACAGCUAAAGGAGCAGCUGGACAUGGAGGGUCAAGACAAACGCUACCUGAUCCUGAUGCUGUGCCAGGCCCAGGGGCUCUCCAGACCUCAGCCCUCAUCAUCCUCAUCGAAGCCACGCAGCUGCAGCAGCCCCAGCUACCACACCAGCUUCAACAGCGACUUUCCUCAAGGGCUUCUGCUGGUCCAUCCUCCCCCUAACUCCUCCACCCACCGGCUCAGCUGGCCGGAACCGGAGGCAGCGUGUGGUGUUACUCGGUCAGUCAGUCAGUCGGUAAAAAUGCUCCGAAUCACGGUCCGGGCGGACGUGGGAACCCUGUGGUUCUUGUCCUGGAUCGUUUGUUGUCAUGUCUGGGCCGUCUCUUCGGAAGACAUCGUGGUGGCGUGCGGAGGUUUCGUCAAAUCCGACGUUGAAAUCAACUAUUCUCUGAUCGAGAUCAAACUCUACACCAAACAAGGGUCACUAAAAUACCAAACCGACUGUGCUCCGAUCAACGGCUACUUCAUGAUCCCCCUCUACGAUAAGGGAGACUUUGUUCUGAAGAUUGAGCCUCCUCUGGGAUGGAGUUUUGAACCUACCAGUGUGGAGCUGCAUGUGGACGGAGUCAACGACAUCUGCACCAAAGAGGAGGAUAUCAACUUUGUGUUCACGGGCUUCUCCGUGUCUGGAGCGGUUCUGAGCAGUGGUCAUCUGCUGGGCCCAGCAGGGGUCGAGGUGACCCUGAGCCGAGCCGGAACCGAGGAGAAACUGCAGACUGUGGUCACACAGCCCGGCGGAAAGUACACCUUCUUCAAAGUUCUGCCGGGACAUUAUGACAUCACAGCGUCCCACCCGUCCUGGACGCUGAAGCAGAGAUCCACCUCCGUGCACGUCUCCACCGUCAACGCUCCGGCCGCUGAGCAUCUGGUGGUCGCGGGAUACGACGUCUUCGGGGAGGUCCGCAGCGACGGAGAACCGGUGAAGGACGUCACCUUCCUUCUGUACUCGUCCACCGUCAGCAAGGAGGACGUCAGCGGCUGUAACCCGUCUCCGGUGGAGGGAGCUGACUCUGGGGACAGCUCUCUGCUGUACCUGUGCAGCGCUCAGUCCAGAGAUGACGGCAGCUUCAUCUUCUCUUCACUGGCCAGCGGCGAGUACACAGUUGUGCCUUUCUACCGGGGGGAGAGGAUCACUUUUGAUGUCGCUCCGUCAAGGAUGAACUUUAAGGUGGAACACAACAGCCUGAAGCUGGAGCCCAUCUUCCGUGUGAUGGGGUUCUCUGUGACGGGUCGAGUCCUGAACGGCGGCGGUGGGGAGGGCGUGGCGGAGGCCGCUGUCUCCCUCAACAACCUGAUCAAAGUGCUCAGUAAGGAGGACGGCUCCUUCCGGCUGGAGAACAUGACAGCCGGCACCUACACCAUCCGCGUGAGCAAGGAGCUCAUGUUCUUUGAGCCGGUCACGGUGAAGAUCGCCCCCAACACCCCCCAGCUUCCUGACAUCAUCCCAGCAGGGUUCAGCGUCUGCGGUCAGAUCUCCAUCAGCCGCCUGCCGGAAGGCAUGAAGCAGCAGAGCCGCUACAGGGUCAUCCUGACCCCACGGGGCCAAGACAAGGCCACCAGCCGCAGCGUGGACUCCGACCCGCAGGGGGCCUUCUGCUUUCAGGCCAAACCGGGAGACUACAACAUCCAUGUGUCCCUGCCCGACGCGGAGGUGAAGGCAGGCCUGGCUCUGCAGCCUCAGGUCCUGGAGGUGUCCCUGCUGGACCGGCCCCUCACCGACCUGCUGUUCACGCAGUUCAUGGCUUCUGUCUCCGGAAAAGUCUACUGUCUAGCUUCUUGCGAUGACGUGUCGGUGACGCUGCAGCCGGUGAGCCGGCAGGGGGACAGGAAGACGGUGGCGCUGUCCGGGAGCAGUGACGUCCUCAGCUUCUCUUUCGACAACGUUCUGCCUGGGAAAUACAAAGUGGGUAUUCCUCACGAGGAGUGGUGCUGGAAGCAGAAGUCCAUGGAAGUGGAGGUGCUGGACUCGGACGUCAUGGGGGUGGAGUUCAGGCAGAUCGGUUUCAUCCUGCGCUGCUCUCUUUCCCACGCCAUCAUUCUGGAGUUCUUUCAGGACGGCAGCAAACCGGAGAACGUCGGCGUGUACAAUCUCUCCAAGGGAGUCAACCGCUUCUGCCUGUCCAAGCCUGGUGUGUAUAAGGUCACCCCGCGCUCCUGCCAUCAGUUUGAGCAGGAUUUCUACACGUAUGACACCUCAGCCCCCAGCAUCCUGACGCUCACGGCGGUGCGGCAUCACAUGACGGGACUCAUCACCACCGACAAGCUCCUCGACGUCACCGUCACCAUCAAGUCGUCCAUCGAGAGCGAGCCGGCGCUGGUGCUGGGCCCCCUGCGCAGCCUGGAGGAGCAGCGGCAGGAGCAGCAGCUGCAGGAGAUCCAGCUGCGCCGCCAGGAGCGGGAGCGCCGCGCUGCCGGAGACGAGGGAGGAGCCAAGGACGACAGCCCGCCCAUCCAGGAGAAGGCGGACGACCUGAUUGGCCCCUUCCACUACGAGUUUUCUUACUGGGCCAGGGCUGGUGAGAGGGUCACCGUGACCCCUUCCUCCAAAGAGCUGCUUUUCUACCCCCCCGAAGUGGAAGCAACCAUCACAGGAGAUUCCUGUCCCGGUCGGCUGGUGGACAUCAUCGGACGAGCGGGGCUCUUCUUGGAGGGAACCGUCUCACCGGCGCUCGAGGGGGUGGAGAUCUCCAUCACUGAGAGAGGAGCUUCUGCUCCGCUCAUCACUGUGGCCACAAACGACGUUGGAGCGUACAGCGUGGGUCCGCUCCACAGCGACCGCAGCUACGACAUCAGUGCCAGGAAGGAGGGCUUCGUCCUGAGCCCAGCUGAGGGAACCCGGGGGGACUUCAAGGCCUUCGCUCUGGCAGGCGUUACCUUUAAGAUCAAGUCAGAGGAUGGACAGCCGCUGUCAGGCGUCCUCCUGUCUCUGAGUGGAGGACAGUUUCGCUCCAACCUCCUGACGCAGGACACCGGCCUCCUCACCUUCAACAACCUGACUCCUGGUCAGUACUACUUCAAACCCAUGAUGAAGGAGUUCCGCUUCGAGCCCGCCUCUCAGAUGAUCACAGUGGAGGAGGGCCAGAACCUCAGCAUCGACAUCACCGGCAUCAAAACUGCCUACAGCUGCUAUGGAGCCGUGCAGUCGCUGAGUGGGGACGCAGAGCGCGACGUGGCCGUGGAGGCGGUGGGGCAGGGAGACUGCAGCCUCUACAGCGAGGACACGCUCACGGACGAAGACGGGCAAUUCCGCCUGCGGGGGCUGCUGCCUGGUUGCAAAUAUCUGAUUCAGCUGCGAGCUGAAGGAAACGACCACAUCGAGCGAGCCCUGCCGAAGCACAGAGCCAUAGAGGUCGGAAACAGCGACAUUGAAGGAGUCAACAUCAUCGCGUUCAGGCAGAUCAACCAGUUUGACCUCAGCGGGAACAUCAUCACGUCUCCAGAGCACCUGCCAACUCUGUCGGUAAAACUGUACAGAAUUGACAAUCUGGACAAUCCCAUCAACAGUGUGUCUCUGGGACAGUCUUUGUUCUUCCACUUCCCCCCUCUGGACCAGGAUGGGGAGACCUACGUGCUGAUGCUGUACUCCACGCUGUCCCGCUCCCAGUACGACUACACUCUGCCUCAGGUGUCCUUCAGCACCUCCGGCCACCACAAGCACGUCACGCUCACCUUUAACCCCACGCGUAAAGUGCCUGACCAGGAUGUUGCACAGGGAUCCUACAUCGCUCUACCCCUCACUCUGCUGCUGCUUCUGGCCGCAUACAACCACGAGAAGGUGAUCCCCAUGCUGCUGCAGCUGGUGAACCGCAUCCAGGGGGUGAGGAGCAUGGCCCAGGCCAGCGCCGACGGAGCCGCUCUAGAUGAAGCCAAGCGCCAGACCAAGAGACAGAAGGCGCGGCGUACGUGAGGCACGCCACGGCCUCGGUGGAGCGCCGGCCCCGGUACUGCCGGUUUUCCUUUGAGCUCGUCAAGGCGUGAUCUGACAGCAGGCUCGGGGGUGGAGCCCCAGGAGAGACCAUUCGACUUUCUUUUGCCCACAUGACUCCUGUCCAAAUCUCAAAUCUCAGAACAAUUCUAAAGAAUUUAUCUCUCUUCAAGUUUCCCGUUGUGGUUCUGAAAGCACUUCCAUGCCUUCGAUCGUAGUCUUAAUAUCAUUUUGUCCCUCUUUAAGAUCAGAAAAACCCACAUGUUGAAUUCUAAUCAGACUGUUGAUAAAAUUUGUUAGUCCAUAAAAGUCCGUUUAGGUUUAGGGUUUUUCUGAAAUGUUAGUGGCACAUUUUUACAGAACUGUAGCUGAGCGGCAGCUGGAGACUUUCAGUGAUUAGAUCUUUGAACUCCUGAUCUGAUCUGGGGUCUCCUCCAUUUCAUUGUGAUUUAAGAGGAACUGUGUCAGUUUUCUCAGGGGAUGAAAACAAAUCUGAAUAAUGGAGUGAAGUUUGGUUAAUUUAUUAACACUGAUUCUCAUAUGAACACUAGUCUAGUUUGUGUGAAAGAACGUUUCUUUGGACUGUGGCGGAUGACUUUUUGAAUCCAUUCUUUCAGACAGUGUGUGGUUACAUUUUUCUACAACAUUAAAAGGACUAAAGAUGUUCUUCCUGCGUUUGAUGAUGAUGAUGAUGAUGAUGAUGCUCUGCGAGGUCGCAGGGUCCAACCGUACUGUGAAAAGUCUGUCAUGUGUGUCACACCAACAGGGAAACUAUUCCAGGUGGGGCACAUUUAAAGAGCUGUUCAUGUGUUUUUCAAAAUAAAGUUUGACCACAAUGAA
This is a messenger RNA of Oryzias melastigma (Indian medaka), 7220 nucleotides long. It is a transcript of the gene nomo, whose product is annotated as nodal modulator. Bases 390 to 6362 code for a protein of 1990 amino acids. Lineage: Eukaryota; Metazoa; Chordata; Actinopteri; Beloniformes; Adrianichthyidae. Gene Ontology annotation, cellular component: endoplasmic reticulum membrane. The record is from RefSeq and is a predicted model, not a curated record. The transcript has 47 exons. Gene Ontology annotation, molecular function: carbohydrate binding.